AUGCCAGCAAGAACUCCAACAAAGAACGGCGAUGAGGCUGCCAGUGGGUUACCCGUACUCAUUUUCGUACAUGGCGAUUCGUUUGCUUACGGCACCGGCAACGCCUAUGACCUCAGCUUCCUCGCCAGCUAUGGCAGUCUUGUUGCGGUCACUCUGAACUACCGGCUCGGUCUGCUGGGUAAGAGCUUUACAGCUUCACUUGUCUUUCUGCAUUCUGGAGAAAGGAUGUUACAACUCCCUGGCUAA
Molecule: messenger RNA, 246 nt
Organism: Dibothriocephalus latus
Lineage: Eukaryota; Metazoa; Platyhelminthes; Cestoda; Diphyllobothriidea; Diphyllobothriidae
Source: the annotation of a GenBank genome assembly